AUUAAUUUCCACAAAGACUAGUUUCGGUUGGUCACCCUUUUGCUAUUUGAAUAUUGUGUUUCAACCUUCAAAGAAGAAUAUAGAAAUGAAGUAAACAUCUCUCUCUUCCUUACAUUCUGAGAAUCCAAUCACUCACUGAUUCAUUUGCUGUUGUUGUGAUCUGUAUCAUAUCAUGGCUGAAGCACUUGUUGUUGGAGCAUUAGUUUCUGGCUCCAUCAGCCUUGUUCUUAACAGGCUCAUUUCACCUGAGUUUGUCAACUCGGUGGUGAGCAAGAAGCUGGACCGAAAGUUGGUUGAGAGGCUCAAGACUGCUCUCUUGGCUGCCAAAGCUCUGGCUGCUGACGCCGAGCAGAAGCAGUUUGGAAACGAUCAUGUGAGGAAAUGGCUUGAUAGUCUCAGGGAUGCUCUCUACACUGCUGAUGACUUGCUGGACCGUGUCUUCAUCAAAGCUCAAAUUCGCAAGAAGGUACGCAUUCGCCUUCCUCUCCAGCUUAAUUUAUCUGUUAGGAAGAUGGUGGCUAAGAUAAACGAGGUGGUUAAAAGAAUAGAAGAUCUUCAGAAACUUAAAGAUAGCCUUGGUCUGAAAGAGAUUCCAACAGGUAGCUCCUCAUGGAGAACUCCAUCCACUUCUCUUGAAAGGGGAACUGUCUAUGGCAGGGAUGAUGACAAACAGGCAUUAAUCAAGAUGCUAAAUGACAGCAAUGAUCAUAACUUGUCCGUCAUCUCUAUUGUUGGUAUGGGCGGGGUUGGUAAAACUACUUUAGCACAAUGCCUGUACAACAAUAAGGAUUUGAUGGACGGGGUUGAUCUGAAAGCAUGGAUUUGUGUUUCAGAAAAUUUUGAUGUCGUUGAGACUACUAAGAAUGUUAUAAAGGGGAUCUCUUCAGGUUUUUGUAGUCUUGACAACUUUGAUCUACUUCAGCAAGAUUUGAAGAAAAAACUGUCAGAAAAGAAGUUCUUCAUUGUUUUGGAUGAUGUUUGGAGUGAAGAUGCUGACAAGUGGAAUAGUUUUAUCACCCCUUUUCAACAUGGGACAAAGGGAAGCACUAUUCUCCUAACUACCCGCAAGGUAAAUGUUGGUCGAAUAGUCCAACACUAUAACUCUUACACUCUCAAGGAACUGUCAGAUGAUUAUUGUUGGUCUAUUUUUGCUGACAAUGCAUCCUUUCCUGAGUCAAAUGGGAGCUCGGAACUGGAAGAAAUAGGUAGAAAGAUUGUUGAGAGGUGUGAUGGUUUGCCAUUAGCUGCGGAAACACUUGGACGCUUGUUAAUGGAAUAA
Molecule: messenger RNA, 1279 nt
Organism: Arachis ipaensis
Lineage: Eukaryota; Viridiplantae; Streptophyta; Magnoliopsida; Fabales; Fabaceae
Source: RefSeq, a predicted model, not a curated record